Messenger RNA from Micropterus dolomieu (smallmouth bass), 556 nucleotides. RefSeq names its product docking protein 6 (gene dok6). Gene Ontology annotation, biological process: cell surface receptor protein tyrosine kinase signaling pathway; positive regulation of MAPK cascade. The coding region runs from base 62 to 556 and encodes 164 amino acids. The record is from RefSeq and is a predicted model, not a curated record. The transcript has 5 exons. NCBI's taxonomy places the organism in Eukaryota, Metazoa, Chordata, Actinopteri, Centrarchiformes, Centrarchidae. Gene Ontology annotation, cellular component: cytoplasm.
AAAGGGGUCACUUUAUUGAAUUGUUUCACCUCGGGCAGGAAGCUACCCGCUUCCCCUCACCAUGGCUUCCAACUUCAACGACAUAGUCAAACAGGGAUACGUGAGGAUACGGAGUAAGAAACUGGGGAUCUUCCGGAGGUGUUGGCUGGUGUUCAAGAAAGCCUCCAGUAAAGGACCCCGACGGUUAGAGAAGUACCCGGACGAGAAGGCAGCGUACUUCAGGAGCUUCCACAAGAUCACUGAGCUCCAUAACAUCAAGAACAUUACCCGGAUGCCGCGGGAGACAAAAAAGCAUGCUGUGGCCAUCAUCUUCUGUGACGACACAUCCAAGACAUUUUCCUGUGACUCGGAGCUUGAUGCAGAGGAAUGGUGUAAGCUGUUGUGCGUGGAGUGCCUGGGCAGCCGUCUCAACGACAUCAGUCUCGGAGAGCCAGACCUGUUAGCAGCGGGGGUGCAGCGGGAGCAGAACGCCCUGCUGUUUGGUGCUCAUAAAAAAGUUGCAGCGGUGUGUUAUGGAGACAAGCUGAGCCAGUCUCUCUGCUGCCUGUAUAAGUGA